UGCAGCGGUGUUGUUAAGUAAAUUUAAAUAAAGGAUUUGGUUUAACAUUCUGAUCCCUUUAUUGGUGUAAAUAUUGGAACAGACCUCUCAGACAUGCCACAUCCUACUCAAGUAGUAGCCAUACUAAAAGCCCAGCAAAUCCGACAUGUCCGGCUAUACAACGAUGACCGUGGGAUGCUAGUUGCUCUAGCAAACACAGGAAUUCAGGUUGUUGUAUCUGUCCCAAAUGAACAACUCCUUGGAAUUGGUCAAUCAAAUUCUACUGCAGCCAAUUGGGUGUCCAAGAAUAUUGUAGCACAUUAUCCAGCUACGAACAUCACAGGCAUAUGUGUAGGUUCAGAGGUUCUAACCGCUUUCCCAAAUGCAGCACCAGUCCUUGUAAAUGCCAUGAGGUUCAUUCAGUCAGCCCUUGUUGCAUCCGAUUUAGACCGCCAAAUAAAAGUUUCAAAACCCCUUCCUGCCUCCUUACUUCUUGAUCCUUUCCCACCUUCCCAAGCCUUCUUCAACCAUUCAUGGAACCCAGUUUUGGUACCCAUGCUCAAUUUACUGCAGUCCACAGGUUCAUAUUUCAUGCUCAACAUAUACCCAUACUAUGAUUAUAUUCUAUCUAAUGAUGUGAUACCAUUAGAUUAUGCACUUUUUAAGCCUCUCCCUCCAAACAAAGAAGCUGUUGACUCUAACACACUUGUGCAUUAUUCCAAUGUCUUUGAUGCUACCGUGGAUGCAACAUACUUUGCAAUGGCUUCUUUGAAUUUCACUAAUAUUCCUAUCAUAGUGACUGAAUCUGGCUGGCCAUCGAAAGGUGAUUCUAAUGAGCCAGAUGCAACUUUAGAAAAUGCCAAUACUUGCAACAGCAAUUUAAUAAGGCAUGUGCUGAACAAAACCGGAACUCCGACACAUCCUGGAGUUGCAGUCAGUACUUAUAUCUACGAGCUCUAUAAUGAGGAUACAAAACCUGGACCACUCUCUGAGAAGAAUUGGGGACUGUUUGAUGCAAAUGGAGAUCCUGUUUAUAUAUUACACUUGACUGGUGCAGGAGCGGUGUUAGCAAAUGAUACUACAAACCAAACAUAUUGCACCGCCAAGGAUGGUGCUGAUCCUAAGAUGCUGCAGGCUACAUUAGACUGGGCAUGUGGGGUGGGAAAGGUUGAUUGCUCACCUUUGCAGCAGGGAAAACCAUGCUAUGAACCAGACAACGUGAUUGCACAUUCAACUUAUGCUUUUGACACUUACUAUCACCAGAUGGGAAAGUCUCCCGAGGCCUGCGAUUUCAAUGGGGUGGCUGCAAUCACCACAACAGAUCCAAGUCAUGGUUCCUGUAUGUUCCCAGGAAGCCUUGGUAGGAAUGGUUCCUCUGUAAACAUCACAGCCCCAUCUAUGAAUUCGACAUCAGCUUCUUCUUCCUACAGGAUUUACAGCAAUGGGGCUUUAAGAAGUAUCUUAACAGUAAUAAGGGUACUAAUCUGCAGUGUCAUUUUCCUGUAGAGAGAACCGAAAUGUUUCGCCAUUGAGUUAAAUUUUUUGAGAAACAGUGGGUUCUAGAGAGUAGUUUUAGGGUAAGUAGUCCAUUCAAUUUUGUACAAAACAAGCUUAACGGCGUGUUGCGAGGGGCUAGCUUCCAUUGAAUUAUCAUCAUUCUUAUUAUUAUUAUUUUUUGCUUAACCUUU
Molecule: messenger RNA, 1667 nt
Organism: Pistacia vera
Lineage: Eukaryota; Viridiplantae; Streptophyta; Magnoliopsida; Sapindales; Anacardiaceae
Product: glucan endo-1,3-beta-glucosidase 2-like
Exons: 4
Coding region: 94-1485 (463 amino acids)
Biological process (GO): carbohydrate metabolic process
Cellular component (GO): plasma membrane
Molecular function (GO): hydrolase activity, hydrolyzing O-glycosyl compounds
Source: RefSeq, a predicted model, not a curated record